UAUCCUAAAACUUUCGAAGGCCUAGUUGUCCAACCAACAACAUUGAACUCCAAACCUCUCAUUAAAUUUCCAUAUCUAGUUCGUUUUUUGUUUUUUUUUUUUUUUUUUUAAUUCCUGAUUCCAUUCACUCUUCCCCUUUACCUCUCUCCAAAGAUGUCAAACUACACACUGGAGUCAUGCACAGUUGAAACUCCUGAUGGAGUCCACCUGAGAACAAGAGUAUUCAAACCAAAGGAAGAGAUCAAAGACAACACGGUAAUAGUUCUUGUCCAUCCAUACUCAAUCUUGGGUGGUUGUCAGGCCCUUUUGAAGGGGAUUGCUUCUGGGUUAGCUGACAGAGGCUACAGGGCAGUUACUUUUGACAUGAGAGGAGUUGGAAGGUCAACUGGAAGAGCUUCUCUUACAGGUUUUGCUGAAGUCAAGGAUGUUAUUGAUGUCUGCAAUUGGGUUUCCCAAAAUCUUACUUCUGACAAGAUCUUGUUGGUGGGUUCUUCUGCAGGGGCACCAAUUGCAGGUUCUGCAGUUGAUCAAGUUAAGCAAGUUGUAGGCUAUGUAAGUCUGGGGUACCCUUUUGGCAUGAUGGCCUCAAUCCUUUUUGGACGACACCACAAAGCCAUCCUGCAAUCCUCAAAACCGAAACUCUUUGUCAUGGGAACUCGAGAUGGAUUUACGAGCGUGAAACAGCUCAAGAACAAGCUAAAUUCUGCAGCCGGUCACAAUGAAACACAUUUAAUUGAAGGAGUUAGCCAUUUUGAAAUGGAAGGUCCUGCUUAUGAUGCCCGGAUGGUGAAUCUUAUCCUUGAAUUUAUUGCCUCAUUUUAGGACAUGAAUCCAGUGCUGCGAU
Messenger RNA from Durio zibethinus, 844 nucleotides. RefSeq lists its product as uncharacterized. The record is from RefSeq and is a predicted model, not a curated record. Lineage: Eukaryota; Viridiplantae; Streptophyta; Magnoliopsida; Malvales; Malvaceae. Gene Ontology annotation, molecular function: hydrolase activity.